Messenger RNA from Cloeon dipterum, 2645 nucleotides. RefSeq names its product Protein tyrosine phosphatase Meg2 (gene Ptpmeg2). The record is from RefSeq and is a predicted model, not a curated record. NCBI's taxonomy places the organism in Eukaryota, Metazoa, Arthropoda, Insecta, Ephemeroptera, Baetidae. Gene Ontology annotation, molecular function: protein tyrosine phosphatase activity. Gene Ontology annotation, biological process: protein dephosphorylation. The coding region runs from base 89 to 2110 and encodes 673 amino acids. The transcript is spliced from 11 exons.
UGUAGUGCUGUUCGCUGUCAGACGGUCGGAGAGUUUGUGUGUGUUGUCGUCACUCCAGCGAACGGGAAUAUAAUAAAUAUAUUCCAAGAUGGCAGCAACACUGUCAGCAGACCAGGAACAGGCCACCCGUGACUUCCUGGAGGUGGUCAACAAAUUGCGUCGCCGGCGACACGCAGGCCCCGUGUCGUGGGCUGCCGCCGUCAAGUUUCUGACCGCCAGAAAGUUCGACGUGGGUCGCGCGGUGACCCUGUACGAGGCCCACGAGGCCACCAGGCAUCGAGAGGGCCUCUCUCAGUUCAACCCGCUUCAGGAGCCCCUUAGCACUGAGCUUAGAACCGGCAAGUUUACCGUCUUGCCGGCACGAGAUGAAUCUGGAGCAGCAAUUGCUAUUUUCACAGCUAGUCUGCACGACCCGAACACAACCUCGCACCAAUGCACAUUGCAGGGGGUCGUUUAUCAACUGGACGUGGCCCUCGAGAGCGCCGAGACGCAGCGGUGCGGCCUGGUUUUCAUCUACGACAUGACUGGCUCCAAAUACUCUCACUUUGACUACGAACUCAGCCAGAAAAUCCUCACCCUUCUCAAAGGAGGUUAUCCGGCCCGCCUCAAGAAAGUCCUCAUCGUGACUGCGCCCCUUUGGUUCAAAGCGCCCUUCAAGAUCCUUCGAUUGUUCGUCAGAGAAAAGCUUCGCGACAGGGUCUACACGGUCAGCGUACCGCAGCUGACCGCGCACAUUCCCCGGCACGCACUGCCGCGCUCCCUGGGCGGCUCCUUGGCUGUGGACCAUGCGGCGUGGCUGCGGCACUGCUUCAAGUCCAUGACCAACCGGCACGACAAUGACCUGGCCCCUGCCACACAAGCGACUCUAGACUUGGCAAAUAAUCUGGGUGAGCGAAUGGGCAGCCCUGCUGGCGGGGCGGUGUCUGAGCUCGACCAGCAGCAUACCGUGCCCUCGAUGACGGUGAAGAACGGACAGGUGGACAACGAGGACGACGUCGUGCUGGACGAAAUUACGCCACGCGACCUGCACAACGGAAACGACUCGUGUUGGAACGGCAGCAGCGCCGAGGCGCCGUCCUCGCCGGCACCUCACGCCUCCUCGUCGGCCAGCAGCGGCUUUUCUGACGACGACAGCCUGCACGGCGGUGCAGACGACUCGCGUGGACAAGACCUCGAGCAGUUUGUCCAGAUGGUGCAGAGUAAAGGACGCACUGGUCUGAGGCUGGAGUACGCAGAAAUUAGAAGCAAGCCGCCUGACGGAACCUUCAACAACGCCAAACAGCGGAACAACCUGUCCAAGAAUAGAUACACCGAUGUGCUGUGCUUUGAUCACUCCAGAGUCGUGCUCACCCCGUCAGAUCCCAAUGACGCCACUUCUGACUAUAUAAAUGCCAAUUUCGUGGAUGGCUACAAACAAAAAAAUGCGUUCAUCUCGACGCAAGGUCCGUUGCCAAAGACAUUUGAAGACUUCUGGCGUAUGGUGUGGGAGCAGCACGUGCUAGUCGUCGUGAUGACAACUCGGGUGAUCGAGCGCGGCAGGACCAAGUGCGGCCAGUACUGGCCUGCCGAGCAGGGUGGGAAAGACACGCACGGCGAAUAUGAGGUCGUCACAGAGUCCGUCGAACAACUCGGCGACUACACCCGCUCUAAAAUCGUGAUCACCAACCUCAAGACGGAGGAGAGCAGAGUAUUGUGCCACUUUCAGUUCCUCGCAUGGCCCGACUACGGCGUCCCGGACACAGCAACCGCCAUGCUCAGUUUUCUCAACACGGUCAGAAACGAACAAAGCAAAAUGGUGGCCGACCUGGGUGACACCUGGGCCGGGCACUCUAGAGGCCCUCCAAUUAUUGUGCACUGCAGCGCAGGAAUCGGCAGAACAGGAACGUUUUGCACGUUGGACAUCUGCAUAAGUCGGCUGGAAGACGCGGGGUCUGUGGACGUGCGCGGCACCGUGGAGAAAAUCCGCUCGCAGCGCGGCUACAGCAUCCAGAUGCCAGACCAGUACGUGUUUUGCCACCUGGCGCUACUCGAGCACGCUAUCAGCAAGAAUCUGAUUAGCGGCAUCGACCUGAGUGAAUUCCAUGACCCGCCCAGCUCGGACUCUGACUAACAAGCCUUGUGCCAAGUGCGAAAAGUCAUUGCGGCCGACCACAUUUACACAAACAAACACUUUUGCUCCUUAUCCUGUAAUAAUUUAUUCGACAUUUUAGCUGAAAGAGCGGAUGUAAACAGUGAAAACUCGCGAGUGAUAUUUACGGAUAUAAAGCCAACCUAGGUUAAUGCAAAAACACUAUGAUGGAACAGUUACUCGUAAGGAAAAUAAUAUGAAACUGUACAAUACUUGUAGUUUCAUCGGUCUUUUUGUACAAAUGGUUUUUUAAUUGUCGCGCUCCGAGAAAUAAGUGCAAUAUAUAACGUGAGAUUCCUGGUAAACACAAUCGAGUUCAGUUUGAAACUUAAGGGAGUAACAUCUUCAAUAUAAUACAGUAUCAUCAGUUACUCGUAAGAGUGGCGUGAAAACUAUUUAGCAUCCGUGCACGAGUUCAAUGAAAACGCUGAGAAGAGCCGCCACUCCUAUGCUUUCCCCGUCGUGUAAAAAAGCUGUUUAUUUUGGUAUCUGUAAAACGAGGAAGAAAGAAAGAAAG